AUGUCUGAGACCGCGCCACCCGCUCCCGCCACUUCCACUCCCCCUGAGAAGCCCGCGGCCGGCAAGAAGGCCAAGAGGCCGGCCAAGCCCGCGGCCGCUGCCAAGAAGAAGCCUACGGGCCCUUCCGUGUCGGAGCUGAUUGUCCAGGCCGUGUCGUCGUCCAAGGAGCGCAGCGGCGUGUCCCUGGCCGCGCUCAAGAAGGCGCUGGCGGCCGCCGGCUACGACGUGGAGAAGAACAACAGCCGCAUCAAGCUGGGCCUCAAGAGCCUGGUGAGCAAGGGGACCCUGGUGCAGACCAAGGGCACCGGCGCCUCGGGCUCCUUCAAGCUCAACAAGAAGGCGGCCUCCGGGGAGGCCAAGGCCAACCCCGCAAAGGUAACGAAGGCCAAGGUUGCGGGCGCUUCAAAGAAACCCAAGAAGGUCACGGCGGCUGUCAAAAAGGCGGUCAAGACCCCGAAAAAGGCCAAGAAGCCGGCUGUGACCAAGAAGGCUUCCAAGAGCCCCAAGAAGCCCAAGGUGGUGAAGGCUAAGAAGGUCGCCAAGAGCCCCGCCAAAGCCAAGGCCGUGAAGCCCAAGGCGGCCAAGGCCAAAGUGACCAAGCCCAAGACGGCUGCCAAGCCCAAGAAGGCGGCACCCAAGAAGUAA
This is a messenger RNA of Nyctereutes procyonoides (raccoon dog), 645 nucleotides long. It is a transcript of the gene H1-1, whose product is annotated as H1.1 linker histone, cluster member. The transcript has a single exon. Gene Ontology annotation, biological process: nucleosome assembly; chromosome condensation; negative regulation of DNA recombination. Gene Ontology annotation, cellular component: nucleus; nucleosome. The coding region runs from base 1 to 645 and encodes 214 amino acids. NCBI's taxonomy places the organism in Eukaryota, Metazoa, Chordata, Mammalia, Carnivora, Canidae. Gene Ontology annotation, molecular function: double-stranded DNA binding; nucleosomal DNA binding; structural constituent of chromatin. The record is from RefSeq and is a predicted model, not a curated record.